Peromyscus californicus insignis is the source of this 3177-nucleotide messenger RNA. RefSeq names its product acyl-CoA oxidase 1 (gene Acox1). Bases 212 to 1993 code for a protein of 593 amino acids. Gene Ontology annotation, biological process: very long-chain fatty acid metabolic process; lipid homeostasis; fatty acid beta-oxidation using acyl-CoA oxidase. Gene Ontology annotation, cellular component: peroxisome. The transcript is spliced from 14 exons. NCBI's taxonomy places the organism in Eukaryota, Metazoa, Chordata, Mammalia, Rodentia, Cricetidae. The record is from RefSeq and is a predicted model, not a curated record. Gene Ontology annotation, molecular function: fatty acid binding; FAD binding.
ACUUCCUCACUCGCAGCCAACGCUACGAGGUGGCUGUUAAGAAGAGUGCCACCAUGGUGAAGAAGAUGAGGGAGUUUGGCAUCUCAGACCCUGAAGAAAUCAUGUGGUUCAAAAAACUACAUUUGGUCAAUUUUGUGGAACCUGUGGGCCUCAAUUACUCCAUGUUUAUUCCUACCUUGCUGAAUCAGGGCACCACUGCUCAGCAAGAGAAAUGGAUGCAUCCGUCCAAAGAUCUCCAGAUAAUUGGUACCUACGCCCAGACGGAGAUGGGCCACGCUCUGUGCACCGAGGGCGACCUGAGCCUUUGGACCUUCACUUGGGCAUGUUCCUGCCCACCUUGCUUCACCAGGCCACCGCAGAGCAGCAGGAGCGUUUCUUCAUGCCGGCCUGGAAUUUGGAGAUCACGGGCACUUAUGCCCAGACAGAGAUGGGUCAUGGAACUCAUCUUCGAGGCCUGGAGACCACUGCCACAUACGACCCCAAAACCCAAGAGUUCAUUCUCAACAGCCCCACUGUGACUUCUAUUAAGUGGUGGCCUGGGGGACUUGGGAAGACUUCCAAUCAUGCAAUAGUUCUUGCUCAGCUCAUCACUCAAGGGGAGUGCUAUGGAUUGCAUGCCUUUGUUGUCCCUAUCCGUGAAAUUGGAACCCACAAGCCCUUACCAGGUAUUACUGUUGGAGAUAUUGGCCCCAAAUUUGGUUAUGAAGAGAUGGAUAAUGGCUACCUGAAGAUGGACAAUUACCGUAUUCCUAGAGAGAACAUGCUGAUGAAAUACGCCCAGGUGAAGCCUGAUGGCACAUAUGUGAAGCCCUUGAAUAACAAGCUGACAUAUGGGACCAUGGUGUUCGUCAGGUCCUUCCUCGUGGGAGAUGCAGCUCGGUGUCUGUCCAAGGCAUGCACCAUUGCCAUACGAUACAGCGCUGUGAGGCACCAGUCUGAAAUCAAGCCAGGUGAACCAGAACCACAGAUUUUGGAUUUUCAAACCCAGCAGUAUAAACUCUUCCCAUUGCUGGCCACUGCCUAUGCCUUCCACUUUGUAGGAAGGUACAUGAAGGAGACCUACCUUCGAAUUAAUGAGAGCAUUGGCCAAGGGGACCUGAGUGAGCUGCCCGAGCUUCACGCCCUCACUGCUGGGCUUAAGGCUUUUACUACAUGGACGGCCAAUGCUGGUAUUGAAGAAUGUCGGAUGGCUUGUGGUGGGCACGGCUAUUCUCACAGCAGUGGAAUUCCAAAUAUUUACGUCACUUUUACCCCAGCCUGCACCUUCGAGGGAGAGAACACUGUCAUGAUGCUACAGACGGCCAGGUUCUUGAUGAAAAUCUAUGACCAGGUGCACUCGGGGAAGUUGGUGGGUGGCAUGGUGUCCUACUUGAAUGACCUACCCAGUCAGCGUAUCCAGCCACAGCAGGUGGCAGUCUGGCCAACUGUGGUGGACAUCAACAGCCUGGACAGCUUGACUGAAGCCUACAAGCUUCGUGCAGCCAGAUUAGUAGAAAUUGCUGCAAAAAACCUAAAGACUCAUAUGAGUCACAGGAAGAGCAAGGAAGUAGCAUGGAACCUAACUUCUGUUGACCUUGUUCGGGCGAGUGAGGCUCAUUGCCACUACGUGGUAGUUAAGAUCUUUUCAGACAAACUCCCCAAGAUCCAAGACAAAGCCGUCCAGGCUGUCCUGAGGAAUCUGUGUUUCCUGUAUUCUCUCUACGGCAUCAGCCAGAAAGGAGGAGAUUUUCUUGAGGGGAACAUCAUCACAGGGGCUCAGAUGUCACAAGUAAACAGCCGGAUACUGGAAUUGCUCACACUGAUCCGCCCCAAUGCUGUUGCUCUGGUGGAUGCCUUUGACUUUAAGGAUAUGGCACUCGGCUCUGUCCUUGGCCGCUAUGACGGGAAUGUGUACGAGAACUUGUUUGAGUGGGCCAAGAAGUCCCCACUGAACAAAACGGAGGUCCACGAGUCCUACUACAAGCACUUGAAACCCCUGCUGUCCAAGCUCUGAGCUUCCCUGGGACACGUCCAUAUGCUCCAGACAGCAGCCGGAAAUCUCUCCUCCUCACUUCAUUGAUCUUCUGGAAAUCUUCAUCACAUUUGUGUAGCUCUAGAGCAGAUGAUGGGUUGGCCUUUUUCCUCUCUAUAAGUAAAGAAAAAUGAGCAGACUAGAGAUUAAAUGAGAAAUUCAGUAUGUUUUAAGUAACACGGAGACUUGGAGGUACUCAGAGGGCUUCACGGUUGUACUGCUGCUAAUCCCAGUACGCCAUGACUUUGAGUAAUUAACAGUUUAACUACUAAAUUCUUAGUUUCACAUUUUUACUGCUAAUCACUGAAUAUAUGUUUUUUAAAACAAAGGUAUUUUAUAAGGUGGAAUUUUCCAGACUUUCCAGCCUAAAUGAUCUACACUGAGGACGGAUUGGGAGCCAGAAACUAACAGAAACCCUGAUGUGGGUGUGUGGCUGGUACACGAGCCCCGCCGCCGCCUGCUGUGCUGGUGUUACUUCUCUGAACUUUCACGUUAACAUAGUCAACAAGACUCCUCAACACACAUCCGCCUGGGAGCCAUAAGCCUCAGUUGGGAGUGAUCAUCCUUUCCAGGCUCUAACUUUCCUGGUAUAGCAUGUCGCGCCUGUGGUCCCCACUUUCUGACAUAGUAACCAUAGUUAUCUUCCCUUAUUUGACCGUUGCCUGGACUUCAAUCAUGGUGGCUGACGUCUUCGUUUCUUGCUUGCUUCCUCCUGGAAGAGGUACUAAAGACAGUAACUGUCCUUCCUUGUAGAUUAAGUAGAGGGAGAGCCCUCAGCUGUGGCACUGCUGUAUUUUUGGUGACUUUAUUAAGUAAAUUUCCUGGGACAAUCCAGAUUUGAAAGAUUGUGUCAUCUUGUCAUAAGCUGUUAAAAUGCUUGGUGGCCAAUAUUUGGCAUAUAAAUCACUCAGGUCACUUUUUACACCCAGAAACAACAGAAAACCCUUUGCCACAGCCACGUGCUGUGGUUUCUAGUUCAGAAGAUGUAAUCAUUGGUGCGGGCUGAAGGACGAUUGGAGGUCGCAGCUAGUUUCUUGCUGUUAAGUACCCGGCUUCGUGGUAAGCCACUAGCAGCCUUACCUGGGGGGUCAAUUGGCCCCCUCAGUUGCAGUCCAGUCUCUACAAUCAUUGUGCUUAAAGGUGAAAGAAAUACACCUUUUGUGGUA